Messenger RNA from Rotaria sordida, 1560 nucleotides. NCBI's taxonomy places the organism in Eukaryota, Metazoa, Rotifera, Eurotatoria, Philodinida, Philodinidae. The record is from the annotation of a GenBank genome assembly.
AUGUCUUCGUCUCCUUUAUCGUCUAAAGAAAUUUUUACACAAAAUCAAGAAGAACGAUCUGAUCGACCCAAACUUAUAUUGACUCCGAUAAUGAAUUUUGAUCAUCAUUCACCAGGUCAAUUAUCAUCAUCUACUACGCGUAUAAUUGUUCCAAGACCAUUUUAUCGAUCACAAAUGACACCCGAUCCAUUCGAUUAUUCAAAUAAUAAUCGACAAUUAUCAGAUCAUCAACAAUAUCUUCAAAAUCGACUUCAACGUCGAUUUUCAACAAAUCAAAUAAAUGAUUCUUCACUUUCAAAUUCAUAUUUAUCUGAACAAGAACGAUCUUCACCAACGAUUUCAAUGCAUCCAAAUUCUUAUAAACAAUAUCGAUCAAUACCGAAUAAUAAUCGCGCUUUAAUCAGUGUUAGUUCAACAAAAUCACCAUUAAUUACAAUAGCUUCAGGUGGUUUACCAAGUCGAUCUGAAAUUCGUGUAUCAUCAUCACCAACAACAAAUAAAUCAACAUUACGUGAAAUUCGUAUUUCUCGACCAGAUUCACCAUCUAUAUCAAUUAAUCGUACGGGAACAAAUCAACCAAUAACAUUUACUAAUAAUUCAAACGAUGGAAUGAUUACUAAUGGAAGUGGUGGUGGUGGUGGUGCUUUUCAUAUCUCAGUUGAACCACCAACAAAUACAAUUCAACAUGAUAGGCAAAGACAAACAUCACCUUCAUUUCAUCAGAUUGAAACACGUCGUGAUUCUGGUGAUAAUCCAUAUAAAUCAAAUAUUGUUGCUAAUCGUUUUAAAUCAUCAAUAGCUUAUACAAGUCCGAAUAAUAAUACAUUUGAUCGACCUUCAACUAUAAGUGCAAAUUUACCACCAAUUUCUUUACCAAUACAUCAUGAACAUUUAAUAAAAAAAGAACAAUCUGAAGUUGAUCAUUUAACUAGUUUAUUAAUGAAAAGUAUGAAUUCGUCAAAUCAACCAAAUUUUUUUGGAAUGUGUGCUCGAUGUAAUGAUGAAAUUGUUGGAGAAGAAAAUGGAUUGAUAGCUAUGGAUCGAAUGUAUCAUGUACCAUGUUUUACAUGUACUAUGUGUGGAUGUCGUCUACGUGGUAUGCACUUUUAUUCAAUGGAAAAUAAACCUUAUUGUGAAUCAUGUUAUGUUAAUUCAUUAGAAAAAUGCGUAGCUUGUGCUCUACCGAUUACUGAUCGAAUUCUUCGUGCAACGGGUAAACCAUAUCAUGCUCAAUGUUUUUCUUGUAUGACUUGUCAAAAAAGUCUUGAUGGUAUACCAUUUACUGUUGAUGCAACUAUGCAAAUACAUUGUAUUGAUUGUUUUCAUGAAAAAUUUGCACCACGUUGUUAUGUAUGUCAUCGACCAAUAUUACCUCAACCUGGUCAAGAAGAAACAAUUCGUAUAAUUGCAUUUGAUCGAAGUUAUCAUAUUGAUUGUUAUCGAUGUGAAAAUUGUAAUAUACAAUUUACAACAGAAGAAGGUUGCUAUCCAAUAGAUGAUCAUGUUCUUUGUCUUCAAUGCAAUCGAAAAUAUUCUACAACAAUGUUUGGUCAUUCUUAA